Bufo bufo (common toad) is the source of this 2545-nucleotide messenger RNA. It is a transcript of the gene TRAM2, whose product is annotated as translocation associated membrane protein 2. The transcript is spliced from 11 exons. The coding region runs from base 38 to 1249 and encodes 403 amino acids. Gene Ontology annotation, cellular component: endoplasmic reticulum membrane. Lineage: Eukaryota; Metazoa; Chordata; Amphibia; Anura; Bufonidae. The record is from RefSeq and is a predicted model, not a curated record. Gene Ontology annotation, biological process: SRP-dependent cotranslational protein targeting to membrane, translocation; protein insertion into ER membrane.
AGGAGGAGGGGGGCGUGCCCCGUCUGCUGCUCGUUACAUGGUCUCCUCCUCCUCCUUCUCAUCAGUGAGGGGGAGACAGGAGGAAGGGUGGAGAGCGGAGCCGGGAGGGGGGGACGCAGAUUCCUGGGACGUUAUGGCUUUCAGAAGGAGGAAAAGUUACCCCAUCUUCAGCCAGGAGUUUGUCAUCCACAACCAUGCGGACAUCGGCUUCUUCUUCGUCCUCUGCGUCCUCAUCGGGCUCAUGUUUGAGGUCACUGCUAAAACUGCCUUCAUCUUCAUCUUACCUCAGUAUAACAGCAGCCUCCAGUCUCUCGAUGGCGAGAUCUUCUACUAUCACUAUGGUGCGAAGGAUCUGGUCACCAUAUUGUUCUACGUUAUCAUUGCAAUCAUUCUGCACGCCAUCGUCCAGGAAUACAUCCUAGAUAAAAUAAACAGACGCCUUCAUCUGUCGAAGGUAAAACAAAGCCGCUUCAAUGAAUCCGGGCAGCUGGCGGCGUUCCAUUUGGCCUCCAUGUUUUGGAGUCUGUACGUUGCAGCCACGGAAGGUUAUUUAUCCAAUCCAAAGACCCUAUGGGAAAGCUACCCUCAUGUGUACUUACCGUUUCAAGUGAAGUUUUUCUACCUGUGCCAGCUGGCGUAUUGGCUGCACGCACUGCCAGAACUAUAUUUCCAAAAAGUAAAGAAGGAGGAAAUCCCUCGGCAGCUUCAGUACAUUGUACUUUAUGUACUUCAUAUAGGAGGAGCAUAUUUACUCAAUUUAACCCGUUUAGGGUUGAUAUUGCUGUUACUACAGUCAGUGGCGGAGUUCCUCUUCCAUAUUGCGAGGCUUUUCUACUUCACUGAUGAAAACAAUCAAAAGCUUUUUAACGCCUGGGCAGUGGUGUUUGUGGUCACCCGGCUGUUUACUCUCACCCUUUCGGUCCUGACCAUUGGGUUUGGUCUGGCGAGGGCAGAGAUCCACACCUUCAACCCAGACAAAGGCAACUUCAAUACAUUACUGUUCAGGAUGAUUGUGUUGCUCAUGAUGUGUGUGUCGCAGACCUGGAUGAUGUGGCGGUUCAUACACUUCCAGCUGCGUCGUUGGCGCGAGUGCUGUAAAGAACAAGCUGCUAAAAAGAGGAUUCCCGUAGCUGUGAUGGCCAAGCAACAGGUCAAGGUUCUUAAAAGGGAUACAGGUUAUCACGAAAACGGAUUGAUAAAAGCUGAGAAUGGAUCCACACCCCGACCGAAAAAAAUCAAGUCUCCAUAAUAAAAAGCACGACAUCAAAAACCAAGCCAAACCCUCAUGUGACAGAGAAUCCCGGGCACACAGAGGAACGGGACUAGAACUGUGCCUCAAACACUGUCUUCUUUUGUGCCUUUUUGGGCCAGAACAGAAAAAAGUGCCUUCUAAGAAUCCUCAUUAGAAACUUUUUGUUAUGGUAUUUAACAAAAAAAAUUGCCACGUGCCGAACUUGCCUUCCACCCGUACCUGGUACACGGCCUCGGAAAGCUUACAUUCCCUCCUUCAGAGUGGAUUACAGUAUUUCAUUAUUUUUUUUUAUUUUUUUUCUAACCCUUGCACAGUGAACUUUUUGCAAUGCCGGCUACACCAUCAAUCAUUUGUUAGGGCUCUACCUCCAUUCACGGCCCAUUCAGUGCUGUCAUUGUAUCCUACAACAUGUAGGCACCACUGCUUGGAUGUUGUUUGUCUCACCUUGUUGGUUCCUUCAAUGUCUUUGCCAUUCUUCGUCUUCACAGCUAAACCAUAGCCAGUCAGCCAAAUAAUUUUUGUCCUUGAAUUGUUUUUUUGGGUUUCGAAAAAGAAUCCCAAAUCCAUGUGUUUUUACUGCCAAUAAGUCAACAAAUUGGGGUUUUGAUCUCCUCUAGGAUCGUAAGGUCUUCUUCUGUUGGCAAAUGAGUUGGAUGUGUUGGCAUAAAGGUAAGCUCCUUCAAGUUCAAGCCACGUGUCCUUGACCGUCUGGAAGUUCCUUGUGUGAACUGGAGAGCUACAAGUACCUCAUAAUGUUUUCAGGAGCUUGGUCGAGUUUUUGCUUUGAGCAACUGGAUAAAACUUUCAACACGAUAAACCUCACUUGACCUAGUCAACCAUAUGCACCAAAGGUCACCGAGCAGAUAUCUCCUCUCUUGUUCCUCUGGGUUAACCAGGCUUGAUAUUUUGGACAUGAAAGUUCCUAGAUCUUGUUUCUUUGUGUCUUGAGGUCUAAGUUGAAUAUGGCUUGUGUGGUGGUUGACGCCCAAUGGAUUAUAGGCAUCUAGUCGAAAUUAUUGAAGGGAAGUCAGUGGGCAUUGUCCGGGGUUAGAGAAAAGUGCCCUAUUUAUUUUCAUGGGUCUAAGCUGCAAUACCAAACCCAACCAUGGAUAAGAGUGGCGCUGUUUUUGCAAACUGGUCCUCAAUGACUUAUUUGAAAAUGAAUGUUGUAAAAUCUAUGUGUAAUCUUGAGUAACUUUGCAAAUACUUUCCUUACAGUGAUCUUCAUUUACAAAUUAUACUCCAGUCACCUCCAAAGCUGUUGGACCUCCACCCAUUCUGAGAAUGAAGUGG